GGUCGUUUCGCAAAGUUCUAGGCAAAUGUAGACCUUUUUCCUUUAUGAAACUAUUGUUUAUCCCCUUUCUAAUUUUCUCUGACAUAAUUGAAAUUUCAAAGAGAAGUGGUAAUGGGAAGUUUUUUAUUUUAACCAUUCUACCAAAACGAAACUAGAAAUUGGUAUACUGUAGAAGGAAAAGGCGGAUACAGGUAGUUGAAUUCCUUUCCCUUGUUUGCUACAGAAAGAAAAAAUGGUGAAGAUUUGUUGCAUUGGAGCUGGAUAUGUUGGUGGACCAACUAUGGCAGUCAUAGCCCUAAAGUGUCCUGCAAUUGAAGUGGCUGUUGUUGACAUAUCUAUUGCUCGUAUCGCGGCCUGGAACAGUGAUCAGCUGCCUAUUUAUGAGCCAGGACUUGACGAUGUUGUGAAACAAUGCCGAGGAAAGAACCUUUUCUUCAGCACUGAGGUUGAGAAACAUGUCUCUGAAGCAGACAUCAUUUUUGUUUCUGUUAACACCCCAACGAAAACUCGAGGACUUGGAGCUGGGAAAGCAGCAGAUCUUACAUACUGGGAAAGUGCUGCCCGAAUGAUAGCUGAUGUGUCCAAGAACGACAAGAUUGUCGUUGAGAAGUCAACUGUUCCGGUGAAAACAGCUGAGGCAAUUGAGAAAAUACUCACACAUAACAGCAAAGGAAUCAAGUAUCAAAUUCUCUCAAAUCCUGAAUUUCUUGCUGAGGGGACUGCAAUUCAGGACCUUUUUAAUCCUGAUCGCGUACUAAUUGGAGGACGAGAUACCCCCGAGGGGCAAAAGGCAAUUCAGGCUCUAAAGGAAGUUUACGCUCAUUGGGUGCCUGAAGACAAUAUCAUCUGCACCAAUCUUUGGUCAGCUGAGCUGUCAAAGCUCGCUGCCAACGCCUUCUUGGCUCAGAGGAUCUCGUCUGUUAACGCGAUGUCAGCUCUCUGUGAAGCCACUGGUGCUGAUGUUACACAAGUGUCCCGUGCUGUUGGUAAGGACACAAGAAUAGGACGAAAAUUCCUAAAUGCCAGUGUUGGUUUUGGUGGUUCUUGUUUCCAGAAGGAUAUUCUGAACUUGGUUUAUAUCUGUGAGUGCAAUGGUCUCAAAGAAGUUGCCGACUACUGGAAACAAGUGAUUAAGGUGAACGACUACCAGAAGAGUCGGUUUGUUAACCGAGUUGUUUCCUCUAUGUUCAACACAGUUUCAGGCAAGAAGAUUGCUAUACUUGGAUUUGCUUUCAAGAAAGACACAGGUGACACUAGGGAGACACCAGCAAUUGAUGUGUGCAGAGGCCUAUUGGGAGACAAUGCUCACUUAAGCAUAUAUGAUCCACAGGUCACUGAGGAUCAAAUCCAAAAGGAUUUGUCAACGAAAAAAUUUGAUUGGGAUCAUCCAAUUUGCCUCCAGCCAAUGAGCCCUGGUAUGAUGAAGCAACUCAAUGUAGUUUGGGAUGCUUAUGAGGCCACAAAAGGCGCCCACGGGCUGUGUCUUCUGACCGAGUGGGACGAGUUCAAAACUCUUGAUUUCAAGAAGAUUUAUGAUAACAUGCAAAAACCUGCAUUUCUGUUUGAUGGAAGAAACAUUGCUGAUGUGCAGAAGCUCAGAGAAAUCGGGUUCAUCGUCUACUCCAUUGGGAAACCUUUAGAUGGAUGGUUCAAGGAUAUGCCUGCUGUGGCACAAAAGGAAGUUAAUGUUCCCUUCACCUGGAAUAAGCACUAAACAUGAGAGCAAAAUCCACUUUUUAUUCAAUUCUUUAUCUUUUCUAUUCAGACUUAGAGCUACUGUUUCCUAGUACCAUGGUUAAAAAUGCAUCUCUUUAUAUCUUGUUUUGUCAGUAUAAACUUCAAUAGCUCAUUUAAUGGUAUUAUGAUCACUUUAUAUUAUAAUAAUUAAAUCUGGCUUGUUUUGAUCAGGUUGACCA
This is a messenger RNA of Lycium barbarum (goji berry), 1916 nucleotides long. RefSeq names its product UDP-glucose 6-dehydrogenase 5-like. Gene Ontology annotation, molecular function: NAD binding; UDP-glucose 6-dehydrogenase activity. Gene Ontology annotation, biological process: glycosaminoglycan biosynthetic process. NCBI's taxonomy places the organism in Eukaryota, Viridiplantae, Streptophyta, Magnoliopsida, Solanales, Solanaceae. The transcript has 2 exons. The record is from RefSeq and is a predicted model, not a curated record. Bases 233 to 1714 code for a protein of 493 amino acids. Gene Ontology annotation, cellular component: cytosol; nucleus.